UCUCCUGGCAACGUUCACCCAGAAAAGACUUCCGGUGCUGGCUUAGGGAUGAGCCACUGCUCAGGGACUGGCAUGAACCUCCAGCAGGCAGAAAACGGGAUGGAAACGCCAGAACCCUCUCCUCCAAGUGCUGAAGACUGUCCACUCACUCAGCAACCCCUGAAGAGCAAGGUGGGGAUCCCUAGGACCGCAGCUGAAUGCAAAAUGAGGGCACAGAUGGAUGGAGCACUCCCGCAGAAUGGAGUCCAGAACUGUGAAGGGCAGUAUGUGAGAGGGGCCUUGGAGAUGCCACACCCAUCAACUAACUCUACCCCCAUGAACACUCUGGGGUGUCCCCUUCUUGAUAAAGGUAUGAGAGCAGGUGAAGAGGAUGGAGCAGAAGAGGAGCUGUCCCUGAGACCAGCUGCCUCGGAGACCCUGGGCUGUGCAAGCCCCACUGGUCCCUGCCCCCCCCACGUGAUGGCACAGGUGCGGGUACGGAACCCGCCGGAGCGUGAGCGCAUCGUGCGUGGCAUGCAGGACAGCAAGAGCCUGGAUGAGAUCAGCCAUGCGUGUGGGGGUGCGGGGACCCGGGGCCGGCUGGGGCAGCCUGAGGGCCGCAGGGCCACCAUCUCCAGCGCCCUGGAGCUGGAGGGCACGGUCAGUCACGAGGGAGACCUAACACACUUCAUCACCAGGAACUUGGAGCACAAGAUCAAGAUGAGCUCCAGACGCAGCCUAGAUUCCAGCUACUUGGGCCGGAGCCGGGGCUCUCUGCGGCGCCCAGCCGACAUCCCCCCCAUCGACCCCGGUGUGCUGCUGGACCUGCAGAGGCACACGCAGGAAGUGGCCCACAGUGUGGAGUUGAUGAUGCGCAGCCUCAAUGGAACCAUCCAGAACAUGACGGCGCUUAGCGUGGGCUAUAUCCAGACCUACAGAGACUCUGUGGACAGCCUGGGGGAAGCGGUGGACAUGAGCAUCAAGGGGAUGUACACGCUGAUGGCCCGCUGUGAGGAGCUCGAUCGCUGCAUGCAGCCCAUCCACGUCCUCGGGAAGCAGAUCCGAGCCAUCAAGCGCACCCUGGACGCCAUGGAGUCACUCUGCAAAUAGCAUCAGCACUGUGGUGCCACCCUGACACAAGUGAUGCCUCUUUGGUUGCCAUGGUGAUGUCGUUCCAGUAGCCAUGGACAUGCCGUUCAUACCGCCCCACCUUGCUGCUCACCAGUGAGAUGCACUUCACUGCACCAGUUUCCCCGGUAAUAACCAGACCACAGCCAGUGAUACUUCGGGCUGCCUGCAUAAGACUCCACCCACUGCCCCACCCCCA
Paramormyrops kingsleyae is the source of this 1306-nucleotide messenger RNA. RefSeq names its product Bprotein-1-related complex subunit 6-like. Lineage: Eukaryota; Metazoa; Chordata; Actinopteri; Osteoglossiformes; Mormyridae. Gene Ontology annotation, cellular component: BORC complex. Gene Ontology annotation, biological process: lysosome localization. The record is from RefSeq and is a predicted model, not a curated record.